This is a messenger RNA of Thunnus maccoyii (southern bluefin tuna), 3822 nucleotides long. It is a transcript of the gene npepps, whose product is annotated as aminopeptidase puromycin sensitive. The record is from RefSeq and is a predicted model, not a curated record. Lineage: Eukaryota; Metazoa; Chordata; Actinopteri; Scombriformes; Scombridae. Gene Ontology annotation, molecular function: zinc ion binding; peptide binding; metalloaminopeptidase activity. Gene Ontology annotation, biological process: peptide catabolic process; proteolysis. The transcript has 23 exons. The coding region runs from base 227 to 2848 and encodes 873 amino acids. Gene Ontology annotation, cellular component: cytoplasm.
UGUGUCUGUAGGGUCGACGUUGGUUAAGUUGAGUUGUUUGGGCUCCGAGCGGAGAGAAGAGUAGCUGGCAGUGCGGAGAGGGAUACAUCUCAUACACAGAGUCGCCUCCUGCAGUCCGUGAUCACCCGUCGAAGCCCGUUUUUUAACCAGCUCUGUAUUGUUAACAUCCAGAGAGUUACACACAGAACCGUAUUCGUUAGCGCAGCCGGCCAAACACACAGCAACCAUGCCCGAAAGGAGGCCCUUCGUUCGGCUACCGACUGACGUUUACCCCGUCAACUACGGCUUGUGUCUGAAGCCCGACCUCAUCGACUUCACUUUCGAGGGCAAGCUGGAGGCGGUGGUGGAGGUUACACAAGCCACAAAUCAGAUUGUGAUGAACUGUGCUGACAUCGACAUCAUUACAGCUUCUUUUGCACCGGAGGGAGGAGAAGAAAUUAAUGCUACAGGAUUCAACUAUCAAAAUGAGGAUGAGAAAGUCACCCUGUCAUUUCCUAGCGCUCUACAGAAAGGCUCUGGCACGUUGAAGAUAGACUUUGUGGGUGAGCUGAACGACAAAAUGAAAGGAUUCUAUAGAAGUAAAUAUACAACUCCGGGUGGAGAGAUCCGCUACGCUGCAGUCACACAGUUUGAGGCCACGGACGCUCGCAGAGCUUUCCCCUGUUGGGAUGAGCCAGCUAUCAAAGCCACCUUUGACAUCGCUCUGAUAGUUCCCAAGGACCGAGUAGCCUUGUCAAAUAUGAAUGUCAUUGAUCGAAAGCCAUAUCCAGAUGAUGAAAACCUCGUGGAAGUGAAGUUUGCCACCACACCCAUCAUGUCCACAUACCUUGUAGCUUUUGUCAUCGGUGAAUAUGACUUUGUGGAGAAUCAAUCAUCAGAUGGUGUAACGGUACGCGUCUACACGCCCGUCGGGAAGGCAGAACAAGGGAAGUUUGCUCUGGAGGUUGCAACUAAGACCUUACCUUUCUACAAAGACUACUUCAGUGUUCCUUAUCCGUUGCCUAAAAUUGAUCUCAUAGCUAUUGCUGAUUUUGCUGCUGGUGCCAUGGAAAACUGGGGCCUUGUUACUUACAGGGAGACAGCUCUGCUAAUCGACCCGAAGAACUCCUGCUCGUCCUCCAGGCAGUGGGUGGCACUGGUGGUGGGACAUGAACUCGCCCACCAGUGGUUUGGAAACUUGGUCACCAUGGAAUGGUGGACCCAUCUGUGGCUUAAUGAGGGAUUUGCAUCCUGGAUCGAAUAUCUGUGUGUGGACCACUGCUUCCCAGAAUACGACAUCUGGACCCAGUUUGUCUCAGCCGACUACACCCGCGCUCUGGACCUGGACGCACUGGACAGCAGCCAUCCCAUAGAGGUGAACGUAGGCCAUCCAUCAGAGGUAGAUGAAAUCUUUGACGCCAUCUCCUACAGUAAAGGAGCAUCUGUGAUCCGCAUGUUGCACAACUACAUAGGAGACGAGGACUUUAGGAAAGGAAUGAACGCCUAUCUUUUGAAAUUCCAACAUAAAAAUGCAUCAACAGAGGACCUAUGGGACUGUCUGGAACAGGCCAGUGGGAAACCCAUCGGUGCAGUGAUGAGCUCGUGGACUAAGCAGAUGGGCUUCCCGAUUAUUGUAGUGGACCAGGAACAGCAAGGUGAGGACCGCGUCCUCAAGAUAUCUCAGAAGAAGUUCUGUGCCAGUGGACCACAUAAUGGUGAAGAUUGCCCCAACUGGAUGGUCCCCAUUAGUAUUUGUACCAGCGAGGACCCCAAAUGCACCAAGCUCAAAGUUCUGCUGGACAGACCGGAGACAACCAUCACCCUGAGCAGCGUCAGCCCAGACCAGUGGAUCAAGAUCAACCCCGGCACUGUGGGCUUCUAUCGUAUCCAGUACAGCUCAUCCAUGCUGGAGAGUCUGCUGCCGGGCAUCAGAGACCUCAGCCUGCAGCCCGUGGACCGGCUCGGCCUCCAGAACGACCUCUUCUCCCUGUCUCGCGCGGGGAUGAUCAGCACGGUGGAGGUGCUGAAACUGAUGGAGGCGUUUGUUAACGAGCCCAACUACACAGUGUGGAGCGACCUCAGCUGCAACCUGGGAGUGCUGUCCUCGCUGCUGUCCCACACAGACUUCCACGAGGAGAUCCAGGAGUUCAUCAGGGACCUCUUCACUCCCAUCGGCCUCGAACUGGCCUGGGACAGCAAACCAGGGGAAGGUCAUCUGGACGCCCUGUUGAGAGGGCUGGUUCUUGGGAAGUUGGGGAAGGCGGGACACAAACCCACAUUGGAGGAGGCCCGGCGGAGAUUCAAGGACCACGUGGAGGGCAAACAGAGCCUGCCUGCAGACCUCAGGAGCCCGGUGUAUUUAACAGUGUUGAAGCACGGAGACAGUGCCACAUUGGACACGAUGAUGAAGCUUCACAAGCAAGCAGACAUGCAGGAAGAGAAGAAUCGUAUAGAGCGAGUGCUCGGCGCCAUAUCUGCCCCUGACCUCAUCCAGAAAGUCCUCACCUUCGCCCUCUCGGAAGAGGUUCGUCCUCAGGACACGGUGUCAGUAAUCGGGGGCGUAGCAGGAAGCAGUAAACAAGGCCGUAAAGCUGCCUGGAAGUUUGUCAAGGACAACUGGGAGGAGCUUUACAACCGUUACCAGGGUGGUUUCCUCAUAUCACGGCUCAUCAAGCUCACAGUUGAUGGAUUCGCUAUUGACAAAAUGGCUGCCGAAGUAAAGAGUUUCUUCGAGAGUCACCCGGCGCCGGCGGCCGAGCGCACGGUGCAGCAGUGCUGUGAGAACAUCCUCCUCAACGCCGCCUGGCUGAAACGCGACGCAGACGACAUCCACCAGUAUCUACUGCAGCGCAAAGCGCCCCCCGUCUGAGCCGCCGCCCCCGCCGCCUCCUCCAGCCCCCUUCCCCCCUCCCCCCUCUCCCUCCAGCGCGGACCUCCCAGCAUCAUAGCUGCCUCGGCCCCCCCUCACUACAGACCAGAGUGGGCGACCAGACGUACUUACAGCAGGCUUCAUUUCUCUAAAGAAACUAUGAAACAAGAAGAUAAAGCCAAGAAUUUAAGAAAGUGUUGGAAACACAAAGAGACUCUUUCUACGUUAACAAAGCAAAUCCAUUUUAGUCAGACCAGGAAUGUAGUUUUACCCCCAUUCUGUCCACGAGCAGACGGCACCUCCCGCCAAUCAACAAGUAACGUUAAAGCGGCGCUCGGCGACGUCGCUGCAACACUACGACCCUCGUAACGACCGCUAACCCUGCUAACGCACUCUGUAUCACACCCGUAUACACUCCCCUUCAUCCACCUCUGCGUCGUAGCUGAGAAAACUGUGAAUCCCCCUCUUUCCUCCCCCCUUCCUCCUCCCUCCCUCCCUUCCUUCCUGCUCAUUUUGAAUGCAUGAAGUGUGAUUUUCUGCAUUUGCUGCUUUGUUUACUUCUGUUUGUUUUCUGUACAAACAAAAUGAUUUGUUUUUGUUUUUGUUUCAUUUUUGUCCCCCCUCCUCUCAGUUUGUGUUCCCCCCCCUUCGCCCCCCCCCCCCACCAUCCCGCCGCCCCUCCCUUCUUGUUCGGGCGUUGUGAUUUGCUGAAAGCAGAAGGCACCUGGGCAGAAUGGGGUUAAUAACAGUAGUGUGUGUUGUAGUUUUCAACAGCAGUGAUUCUCCAUUGCUAAUAAACGGUUAGGAUGAGGCGAGCAGCGCUAGCAUGGUACUACAUUGUAAACUGUAUAAUGUAUAAUGCAAAUUUUUUUUUUUUUUUUUCGGACGAUGUUCCUUUAAAAGAUUUAAAUGGAAAAAGUUCAUGGUUAUCCGUUCCCCGUCCCCUCCUCCCCACCCUUCCCCCGCCAACCCCC